AUGUCAGGACAUAAUAUAUUUGAAACUACAUCAUCAGCAUUCAAUGAAUCGUUAGCAUUGAUCAAUAAAGUAGAUUCAAGCAAGUUUACAAGAAUAUUAUCAAGAAUUGUACAAAAGAUAGGUGUGAGAGAAAAGGGAGAGAGAAUAUUCUCAGAGGCUGAAGAGGAGCAAUUGCAAGGGGUCUUGGGUCUAAGCACCAACCAACUCAGAUCAAUCAUUGAAGCAACCUCUUUUAUCUUGGAUCAAAUUGCAUACUAUGCAAUCUCUUCAAAUGCUCUUGCUUCACAAUUAGACAAGACUAUAUUAGCUAAAGACAAAAUCCAAACAUUCCAAAAUGUAUGGGAAGAGAAUGCAGAACAUAUAUUACAACAAUUAAAAUCUAAAACAGUAUCACCUAUGGUAUUAGAUGACAUUGGUUGGAGAUUCCAUCUUCAAAUGUCACAAUCAUCGAUGAGUAAAAUCAAACAAUCAUCUGCAAUCUUUGAAUUUAAUUUGAAAUCUUCAAAUUCAAAUGAAAAGAUGUUGUUGGAAUUUAAUAGAGAACAAUUACAAGACUUGUACUUAAAAUUAGAAGAUAUUCAAGAGAAAUUAGAUACAUUGUCUUAA
Messenger RNA from Cavenderia fasciculata, 606 nucleotides. It is a transcript of the gene commd10, whose product is annotated as COMM domain-containing protein 10. The transcript has 4 exons. Lineage: Eukaryota; Evosea; Eumycetozoa; Acytosteliales; Cavenderiaceae. The coding region runs from base 1 to 606 and encodes 201 amino acids. The record is from RefSeq and is a predicted model, not a curated record.